Messenger RNA from Pelecanus crispus (Dalmatian pelican), 3336 nucleotides. NCBI's taxonomy places the organism in Eukaryota, Metazoa, Chordata, Aves, Pelecaniformes, Pelecanidae. The record is from RefSeq and is a predicted model, not a curated record.
AUGAAGAAACAAGCUCCUGAUCUCAGGGUGAUGACUCAAGGAAAUAAAUCUGUGGAAGAAGACAGUGCUGACAAAAAUCAUAGAAGUUGCUCUGAAAAAGUUAACAGAGAAAAUGCCACUUGUAGUCAUGAACGUACAGCUGUAAAACUGCCAGUAAUAGCAUCAUUUGCAGGUACCACUAAAAAAAUUGUAAUGGUCAAGCACCCAGCACCACCUCAGAAGCCAAGUUACUGCAGGUCUAAUUUUCAUGUUAAUAGCUCCCCUAUCUCAUUAGACAAGACAAAAGCUGUUAGUAAAAUAAAGGAUAGAGUGUGUAUGCUACAGAUGGAUCCCCAGAAUAUAAAAAGAGAUAAAACUGAAGAAAUAGAUACUGUGAUUAAAGGUAGUGAUGAAUUUAGCUCUACAGAUUCUGAUACAAGUAAAAACAUUUCAAGAAAGGGAAAAAUAACCAGGGAAAGCUGUAAGAAGAGAAGCGGAGUGAUUUCAAAAGCAAAGCAACAAGAUUUAGAUGUUGAAUCGGGAAGAGUGCUGAGAAAAGGAAGCAAGCAGCCAAGUGUGAGGUCUGCUCGAGAACAGUUGGAAGAGGCAAGAGAUGUGACUAGACCAGACACUUCAAAAAUAUACGAGAAGAACUUCCAGCAGAGCAAACCUGAAGAGCCUACUUCCACACCAGCAUUGCCUGUGAAAGUGGUUGCAAGGUCUAUUGAUGAAAUAAUUGCUUCCCUGCAGUCUACUUCUCCAUCUCCCUCAGACCAGACGAUCAAAGAACUCCUGGAGAGUGUUCUUGGCGAGAGCUACAACAUAAAAAUGGAAGCUCCAUCCUCAGAUGUGCUACAGGUGAAAGGAAAAGCAAUAUCAAAAAUUAAACCAGAUGAAGUUCAGAAAGAGCUACAAGAGGAACACGACUUGCAACAAUGUUUGCCUCCUCAGGCUUCAAAUGUCAAAAUUUGUUAUGAAGGAGUUCCUAUUUCAGAACAAUUCCAGAAUAAUCGGACAGAUGGGAUUCACUUUCUUCCCCCUGUUACAUCAAAAAGUCUAACUGAAUGCCGAAAAGUAGCUGAAUAUUGUCUUAAAAAGCCACAACUGCAACUGUUAGGAGAGAAAGUUUGCAUUUAUCCAGAAGCUUUAAAAAUGUUUUGGGCUCCAGCUCCACCAAAAUUCUCUGCUCCAAUUUCUUCAUUACAAGAAAUUUUAUUUCCUACGUUUGAGGGCAAUGUUAUUGAGGAUGUUGUAUUUGAAGACUUUUUCACUAAUCAUGAAGAAGAGUUAGAAGCUGAGCAAGAUAAUAAUGAUUUCUUUGAUUAUGGACUGGUGUGUAUUACGACAAGUUUGAUUAAAAGAUCAGUCUCAGCUCUGGAGAUGACUGCUUUCAAAGAUGAAACUAUGUUAAAUGUGUCAGCUAAUUUCCAAACCAGCAUGAAAGAAUUGAAUGUUAUGAAGCAACGGAUAGCUGAACCAGAGGUUCAGACAGAGAUUGGGAAAAGCUCCCCUGCCAAGCAUCUAUUGAAUCAAAUCUGUGAUGACCCUCAGUCAAUGCAGACAGACAUACCAGUAGAAAAACCGCCUACUUUGACCAGACAAGAGGAUAGUGAGAAUGACAUUGUUCUUGUGGAGCGACCUCAAAAGGCUGGGAUUAAAUACACUGUUUUCCCAAGAAGAAAGAAAACAAAGAAAUCGAAGAAAAUAAUAAACCCUAGAAAAUUAGAAGCCGUGAUUAAGAAAUUAAGUCAACCCCCAAAGAUUCUUAAAAGGUCUGUGUCUCUGGGAAGGCUUCCUAUUCAUGACAAAUUCAGUAUCAAGGUGUCUCCAGCAGUCAAACAAUAUCAGAGCCCCAGCAUCCCUUGUUUGUUAGAUUUUGAAAAGUUUGCAGAAGUGAGGGGUGGAAUUCCAAAAGAAACUUCUGUUCGCAUGUGGGUCAGUGGAAUAUGGAACUGCUGGUUUGAUGAAACUUUCCCUCCUAGUGGGACUGCUUCUGAGGAGAAGGAUACUGAAUUACUAAAAGGAACUGAGAUGGUGGACUCUCAAGAAGCAAAUCUACAAAUAGAACUAGUUGACUCAAUGCAGCCUGUUCUUCUUGAAGGUGCAACAGUUAGUAUUGAAGACUUAGAAAAAGAAGUAAGACGACUGACUGAGCUAAUAGAAAAGGAAGAGCAUCCUUCAGCUUUUUACUACUGCAGGCGUGGAGCAAUACAAAGAAAGUUAGGCAAGUUAAAGUCAGCUAUGGAUGACUUGGAAAAAUCACCCCAGACUUUAGAAGCAGACUGUCAAGGAUCUGAAAGGCUAAAAAUUCCACACCCUGACAAAGUGGCUAUAAGCUUAGAACCACUACUGCUUAAUGCUUACUGGCAUAGACAUUUGAUUUACCUCUUUCAAGACAGAAUUUCUGCUGCUUUGGAUGACCUGAAUUUUAUAACUAAAAGGAGCAAGCCCAAAGCAGAUACAUACCUGUCAAUGGCUGAAAUUUACAGGAAGCAAGGUGAUAAUACAUUGGCAAUCAUCCAUUAUAGCUCUGCAAUACAAUGCAGCCCUACAGAUGAUGACAUUUAUUUUAGGAGAGCUGAGUUGUAUUUUGAGGAAAAUCAAUUGUUAUUGGCCAUGGAUGAUUACAGCAAAUGUUUUCAGUAUAACCCAAAAAGAACAGAUGCUCUUAUGAAACAUGGAAUACAUUUCUUUGACUGUUCAGAUUUGACUACCGCUAUUCAGGAUUUUGCAGCUGUGAUCAAGGAAGACCCCAGCAAUGCUCAGGCGAGGCUGUAUCGAGGAAGAGCAUAUGCUAAGCAGCAGCAGUAUAGAGAUGCAAUACAAGACUUAGCAGCAGCGGUUCAUCUAGACCCUUCUUGUUGGUUAGCAUUCUACUAUAGAGGUUGCAUACUACGACAGAUUGAUCCAAAAAGAGCUGUGCAGGAUUUCAGUGUUUCUGUACUCAUCAAUGACAGUCAGGAAAAUUUCUGUUCUUUCCUUCAUCGUGGGAUUGUUUACUCAGAACAGUGUCAAUGGUCACUUGCAAUCUGUGACUUUGAAAGUGUCCUAGCUUUGGACAGCUCUGUCAUCUUUGCUUACCUAAAUAUUGGUUUGAUACUGCUGUUGCAUCUCGAUCAAUACUAUGAAGCUAUUCGACAGUUUACUAAUGCCAUUGAAAUUGAUCCUCUCAAUGUUCGAUCCUAUGUAUGCAGGGCGCAAGCAUAUCAUAAGAUUCAUAAUUUACCAAGUGCUGUGAAGGAUAUAAACCGGGCCAUUCAUCUUUAUCCAAAUAAAUCACAACUUCGCAUAUUAAGUUUUGGAAUGCUGUUGGUAGAUACCCUUGUGUUCUUUGAAACCUGCUGUGAAUGGGUUUAA